AUGAGCGAUCUCGACAAAGCUAUUGCGCAGUUGCGCGCCUGUCGUCCUAUCCCCGAAACCCAAGUCCGAGAGCUCUGCCAUCGUGCCAGAGAGUUAUUGAUCGAGGAAGGAAAUGUGGUCACUGUGACUGCGCCAGUGACGAUAUGUGGCGAUAUUCACGGUCAGUUUCAUGACCUGAUGGAGCUGUUCCGCGUCGGAGGAGACGUGCCUGACACGAACUACCUCUUCAUGGGCGACUUUGUCGACCGUGGUUUCUAUUCUCUCGAAUCAUUUCUUCUUUUGCUUUGUCUCAAAGUUCGAUACCCCGACCGCAUGACGCUCAUUCGCGGAAACCACGAAUCGCGCCAAAUCACAACCGUCUACGGCUUUUACGAUGAAUGCCUGCGAAAAUACGGCAGCGCCAAUGUCUGGCGAUACUGCUGCGACGUUUUCGACUACCUCGCUCUGGGUGCUAUUGUUCUUGGAGCGUCCAACACACUCUCUGGCCAAGGCGAGCCGGUCGACGAUGAGACCGAGAUCGAGGUUUGCGACCAGAACGGGUCCAUCAUUAGUCGCUUUCCACGCCAGCGUGGUCAGGCAAAUAGCCAGCAGCGACAAGGCCAGAGCCCGAACGGCGGUGGAAGCAGCGCCAACACCGGAGACAAGACAGGUCCACCCGGUUCCGGCGCCUCUGGCUCCAGUAGCGGAAGUAUCGGUAACCCAGCAGGGGCUGUGCUAUGCGUGCACGGCGGCUUGAGCCCGCUCAUAGACUCAGUGGACAAGAUCCGCCUCAUUGACCGCAAGCAGGAAGUGCCCCAUGAGGGCGCCAUGUGCGACUUGCUGUGGUCAGAUCCAGACGACAUAGACGGAUGGGGUCUAUCGCCUCGUGGCGCGGGAUUCCUUUUUGGCGCUGAUAUUGUCAAGGUCUUCAAUCACCGAAAUGAUUUGAGUCUCAUUGCGCGAGCCCACCAGCUUGUCAUGGAAGGCUUCAAGGAAAUGUUCGACUCCUCCAUUGUCACUGUUUGGUCUGCCCCAAAUUACUGCUACCGAUGUGGCAAUGUUGCGGCCGUCCUUGAGCUGUGCGAGGAUGAAUCUGGCACCGGCGUCUUUGCGCGAAGCAACGGCGACGUUGGUCGCAGUGAUGGUGGCGCCGGCGUCAAUGGCCGUGGUUUAUUGAUGGAGUCUGACAGCCACAAUGUGCCCAACAACGGACCUGCAAGGCGCUACCGCGUUUUCCAGGCAGCGCCCCAGGAUUCGCGCGGGAUGCCGGCGAAGAAACCUGUGGCGGACUACUUUCUCUAG
Messenger RNA from Akanthomyces muscarius, 1281 nucleotides. RefSeq lists its product as uncharacterized. Lineage: Eukaryota; Fungi; Ascomycota; Sordariomycetes; Hypocreales; Cordycipitaceae. The transcript has 3 exons. The record is from RefSeq and is a predicted model, not a curated record. The coding region runs from base 1 to 1281 and encodes 426 amino acids. Gene Ontology annotation, molecular function: protein serine/threonine phosphatase activity. Gene Ontology annotation, cellular component: nucleus; cytoplasm. Gene Ontology annotation, biological process: peptidyl-serine dephosphorylation; double-strand break repair via homologous recombination.